Leopardus geoffroyi (Geoffroy's cat) is the source of this 4943-nucleotide messenger RNA. RefSeq names its product microfibril associated protein 3 (gene MFAP3). Lineage: Eukaryota; Metazoa; Chordata; Mammalia; Carnivora; Felidae. Bases 304 to 1392 code for a protein of 362 amino acids. Gene Ontology annotation, biological process: interleukin-15-mediated signaling pathway; positive regulation of ERK1 and ERK2 cascade; T cell activation. Gene Ontology annotation, cellular component: external side of plasma membrane; membrane raft. The transcript has 4 exons. Gene Ontology annotation, molecular function: MHC class II protein binding; protein tyrosine kinase binding. The record is from RefSeq and is a predicted model, not a curated record.
UCCGGGUCAAGCCACCGCUCGGGCAGGAACAAGCUGAGUGCCAGUCUGGACAAGAUGGCGAUGAAGACUUUGGGCGUUGGGGUUGACUUAAGGACUGCCUUUAGGCACUAUGCCUCUCAAGUUCUCUGGACAUUGUUGGUCUCCACUCACAUCUUUUAAUCUUGAAGAUUUCAAAAUACAGCGGAAUCUCCCACUUUUUUGGAAAACUCCAAUACCAAGCCAUAAAUUACCCACCGUGCUCUUGUUAUAGUAUAGAAGCUUUUGAGUUCUCCAAAUCUGAACAAGAUUUUCUCCCAUUUUUCCAUGAAGCCACAUUGUUGUUUAUUCACUUUAGUGGCGAGUGUUAUUGUGCCAGCAGCUUUUGUUUUGGAAGAUGUAGGCUUCAACCAAAUGGCCCCACCGGGAGCAAAUCAUAGCUCUUUCAAUUCAUCAUUUCCUCCAAGCUUUGAACUCUCAGCAGGUUCCCACUCAGGAGACGAUGUUAUCAUAGCCAAAGAGGGAACUAGUGUUUCAAUUGAGUGUCUUCUCACAGUCGACCACUAUGAAGAUGUCCGUUGGUACAACUCAAAAGGACAGCAACUGGACGGCAGAGGCAGAGGUGGAAAAUGGUUGGUUUCUGAUAACUUCCUGAAUAUCACCAGCGUAGCCUUCGAUGACCGAGGGCUCUACACGUGUUUCACCGCCUCUCCAAUUCGUGCCUCCUACUCCGUCACCCUGCGCGUUAUCUUCACCUCAGGAGACAUGAGUGUCUACUACAUGGUUGUUUGCCUCAUUGCCUUUACCAUCACCCUCAUCUUGAACGUCACGCGGCUGUGCAUGAUGAGCAGCCAUCUUCGUAAGACAGAGAAGGCCAUCAACGAAUUCUUCAGAACUGAAGGGGCCGAGAAGCUGCAGAAGGCCUUUGAGAUUGCAAAGCGCAUCCCCAUCAUCACGUCAGCCAAAACUCUGGAGCUCGCCAAAGUCACACAAUUUAAGACCAUGGAGUUUGCCCGUUACAUCGAAGAGCUGGCAAGAAGCGUCCCUCUUCCGCCCCUUAUUCUAAACUGUCGGGCCUUCGUUGAGGAGAUGUUCGAGGCCGUGCGAGUGGACGACCCUGAUGACAUGGGAGAAAGAAUUAAAGAGAGACCUGCCUUGAACGCUCAAGGUGGCAUCUAUGUCAUUAACCCAGAGAUGGGCCGGAGUAAUUCACCGGGAGGAGACUCAGAUGACGGUUCUCUGAAUGAACAAGGCCAGGAAAUAGCAGUUCAGGUUUCUGUCCACCUUCAGUCAGAAACCAAAAGUAUUGAUACAGAUUCCCAAGACAGCAGUCAUUUCAGCCCACCUGAUGAUACAGGAUCUGCCGAAUUGAACUCUUACUCCAAAGAUGGGACAUAUGAAAGCCAUCAGCUGUGAGCUAUCCCAGUACCUACGAAAACUGCUCUCACAAGAGGAACUUGUUUCAUGCAGGAAGUAACAUUUUUACCAAAAGAUGACUGGGGUUUUCCCUCUUGUUAAUAUUAAGCACAUCAGAAUGUGAACUAUUGCCAAAAUCUUUGUAAAAUUUUCUGUGUUUUUCAUAUCUAUUUCUUAGUCAUGUUUCUGGAGCUUGAUUAAGUGACACGUGUUAAGAUUUAAAGGAGCCUGAGAGAGAAACAAAAUGGAGAAAGUACCACACUAAAAGUUCCAUGGCUUCUCUUCUGGUCAUGCUUCAUCCAGCGGUUAGGGCUGACACUUAUCUUGAGGCCUCAGUUUUCCCACCAAUAAGACGAGGGAUUUGCAUUAGGUAUCUAAAGUCAUUUGUAGCCCUGUAACUUCUUACCUGUCCCCUUUAAACCAACAGAAUUAUCAGCACAUCUCUAAAUAAACCCUUCCCUAGACUUUAAGUCCUUUUUAUGGAAAGGACCAAGCUCAGACUUUAUUUUGUGAUUUAGAUUCCCACACCAAUGCCGUGGCGCAUAGAGGUCUGGGUGUUUUUCAGAUAUUUCACCAUGUGGAGUGUGCAAUUGUAUGUGCUAGGUUGGAUCUCUUUAGUGUCACCCAUGUUUGUAUUACACAGAUAUCAGGGAGCUAACUGCUCAUUAAUAAACUACUUUCCAUGAGUACAUUGGUCCUUUUGGGGAGUGUAGCAUGUCUUUUUAACUUAUCGAAGCAGCAUUUAGUUUCUUGAGCUGGCAGUGAUUUCCCAACUGAUGUCCAAAAGGGAGCAAUUUGUUCUUAAGGAAUAAUGUCUUCAGUGCUUUUAGAAUAAGGAACAACAUCAGAUCACCUAUCCUCUAUUUCUGGUAAAUCAUGGAUUUUGACAUUUCUGUUCAUAGAAUUUCUCAGGCUUUCCAUUUUUGAAAGUUCUGGACUCUGUAAUAGGGUUCUGUAUUUGGGAUCCCAUUCCAGGGGGAAACUCAGAGCUGGGUUCCUCUUGAGACUUCUGUCAACACUCUUGCCCUCCUUGAUCGUAAAUAUGGUGCUAAAGGCUGCAUGCCUCCUUGUUUGGUUUGUUUUUUAAUAUUGUUGACGUUUUUAUUUUUGUGUAUUUCAGAUAUAGAAUUCUGAGCUAGGACUGCUUUUGUGGUCUUUCUGAGAAGCACUAACCUGAAAUAAGAUUAGAUAAUGGUGUGUGGUAUCUGUGAGUAUAUUAAAUAUGUAGACAUAGAUAUAGGUACCAGUGUAUAGAUAUAUACAAACACAAAUGAUCUAGAUAUGAAGAGGGAGAAAAAUUAUGGAUGGGGCCACCUGAUUCAGCUGUGUAUAAUGAACACUUAAGACCGUAUUUCUUGCCUGGCUGAGGCCUGAUACAAUAGAAUUGUAAAUACUCUUCAGAAUAAUUUCCUCAGCUACAGGAAGCUUGGUGUCAUAUGAUUUUUAAGAACUUGGCUGUGGAGCUCCAUUUGGUGCUUCAUGUGUCUUCAUUUGGCUUCUGAUUAUCGAAGCAUUCCUUGAACUAGAGGUUCCUGAGGGAAAUGUUCAGAGGAGGUUUUAUCAGGAUUUUAAUUUAAGGUUUCGUAUGGAGGAAAGCGAGGAGAUAGAGAGCGUAACCAGAUAGAACUCAUACCUCCCUUUGUCCAGGCUUAUCGGAAGUAAUACAUCUCUUCUGGAUAGCAUGAAUGAAUCAAUGUGUAGUUUUAUCAGAUGGCAUUACGGAUAAAGAUGAUAAUGCUGCCUUUUCUGUCUCUCAGGCUGUUUCCAUGGAAACCUCCAGAGCCAAACAAAAGCUACCAAUCAUUUAGCCAAAGCUUGCCUUGGCUCGUAAACCUGCAUGUCUUUAAGGAAUGCUGUUUUCAUACAUUUGGCUGUGAGAGCAAGGGCUCCUCACCGUACUCUAGAUUAUAGAACACUUUUUGCCUUCCCAGGCUGUUUCUUUUGAGAAAUUAAAAAUGCUAAAAGUCCCUUGUCUGAGGUCUGUUCCCUGAACAUCCCUCCGAUCUUCAGAUAGUACCUCCAGCCCCAUCCCAGUAUAGCGACUUUGCAGUCAUCUAGACUCAUGUUAAAAAGAGAAUGGAUUUAUCCCACCACCUGUUCUCAUGAUGGACAUGAGUGUCUGGAACCGUAGACAUAUUUAAUGGUCACAGCCCUGGGAAACAGGACUUUGGAAAAAUAAAACAAAUAAUGAAAAAAAUCGAUAUGUUUACACAAAUACCGUAUAACAAUUAGGUAUAGGCUACUCCAGUUUGUUCUGGUUAGAUUAUUUUAGAAACACAGUGGUGAUUUAAUUUGGUGGCCAAAGUAAUUGGAUCACUUUGGAUAUUCCAGAUUAUGGUGCCAGUGGUAAAGAAUUACAGCAGUCAGAAUUUAAUUGGAGUUGGUCUUACUUUCUAAAGCUAGUUUCCAAGAGGAAGAAAACGACACAUUAAUAUUUUCUGUAUCUAAUCAAAUACUCUUCAUAUAUAAUUAAUAGUCUCAUGUUCUGUUUUUAUAAAAUCCUUAACCUUUUGAACUUAAACUACAGUCUAAAAGUCUUUUGACAACAACUGUGGUGUAAUUAAUCUUUUGUUUCACUGGAUUUUAUGGUUAGUGAAAAUGUCUUUACUCAGCAAAUGUAUUUAAAUAGUUCUCUCAUCUCAUUUAUAAAUUUUGUAUUGUGACUUACCUUAUUGUCCUUAUGAAAUGACAGGAUGGCUUUGUGAAAUAAAUUUACCAAAAAUAGAUAUGUCAACAUUCUUAUAGAUUCUUUGCCAGUUGAAACCAGACAGGCAUCUUUUGAGUUGAUACCCCCGUUGAGUUUUAGCCUAUCCUCAAAGUUGAAUCUGUUUUGAUAGUUAAACUCUUGAUUCAGAACCAGUGAGCACUUACAUUUACUACCAAUUACCUUGAUAUAAAUACCUUAGGAGUUGCUGAUCUGGAAUGGUGAAAAGGUUCCUGGCUUCUUUGCCUCGCUUAGCAUGCAUUUUGAAGUCAAAGCAUGCUGCCUUCUGUGUGGUCCUCCAGCCUCAGUGAACCCCUGGUGCAGUCCUCUCCAUGUCCUCCCUGCAUGUAGUUUCACCCUAGAUCAGACUCUGUCUCCCUUGUCCCAAGUGUCACGGGAGCAUGGCAUGCUUGUUUUCCAGAGCACAGCCGGUCAUGGGUGCUAGCCUUGUCUCCACACACCAGCACUUCUCACACAAGUAUAUCAUAAUUCCUGAGUCACCAGUAAGAGAACACAGCCUUUUCUCAUGUAAGUCGGGAAUUUUGAAAAUGCUCAUGUUUAUACAUAAACUCCUAGCUUCUCAAUGUUCUCAACAUUUCAUAAAAGUGCAUAUUAUUUCGUAUGGUUCAGAUGAUGUUUGAAUGGUCACCAUUUUAAUAAAUACUUACAUUAUAAUUUUGUCCUUUCUUUAAAAAAAAGUCAUGCUUGAAUAUAAUUUAUUAAAUGUUCAACGGACUGUUAUUUCAUUUGUCUGAAAUCUUCUAUCAUGAUCUUCAUUUUUAUGUGUGAUGGAACUUGAUGUUAAUGAUUUUAAACAGGAGUCAAAAUGAAUUCAACUUGGAUUCUA